GCGGGAAUCGAACCCGGGUCGCCAGGUUCGCAGCGGCUCACGGCGUCCCUGCCGUGAGCCGCCGCGAAUCCCGCGGAUGGCGCGUCGCCAUCCGCGGGGCCCGCCGCUGACCCCCUCGGCUGACCCCUGACCCCCUCGGCUGACCCCUGACCCCCUCGGCUGAGCCCCCCCACCGCUCCCCGUGUUGACCCCUGCCCAGGUGCACAUGCUGUGCUACCUGAUGGAGCACACCUACCGCAAGGAGCAGCUGCUGCGCAUGGAGCGCCUGCUGCUGGAGCGGCUCAAGUUCAGCCUCUACUACGUCCAGCCGCUGCACCUGCUGCAGGUGCUGCUGCAUCUGUCGGACGCCUGCCAGGAGAUCAACUUCCUGUCCACUUACCUGAUGGAGCUGUCGCUGAGCGACGUCGAUUCGGUGACGUUUGGCGCCAUGCAGCUGGCGGCCGGUGCACUGUGCCUGGCGCGGCACGUGAUGCUGGAGUACCGGCAGGGCGUGAUGAGCAUCGGCGACGGGGAGACGGCGUGGACUGACACGCUCAGCUACUACUCCUCGUACAGCGAGCGCCUGCUCUACCGCUGCAUGCACCGCAUGUCGAGCCUCGUCCUGGGGGUGCAGUCGUCGCGCCUGCGCUCCUCCUACGCCAAGUUCUCGGCGCCGGCGUGGCUCGGCGUGAGCCAGUGCCCCGCCCUCGACGCCUCGCGCUUCCUCAAGUUCUGCGCCGUCGACGUCUGCGACGGCGCCCCGCCGUGACGGGGUG
Petromyzon marinus (sea lamprey) is the source of this 755-nucleotide messenger RNA. The record is from RefSeq and is a predicted model, not a curated record. Lineage: Eukaryota; Metazoa; Chordata; Hyperoartia; Petromyzontiformes; Petromyzontidae.